Messenger RNA from Spodoptera frugiperda (fall armyworm), 1455 nucleotides. Its product is annotated as RNA-binding protein 33-like. The transcript is spliced from 2 exons. Lineage: Eukaryota; Metazoa; Arthropoda; Insecta; Lepidoptera; Noctuidae. The coding region runs from base 154 to 1344 and encodes 396 amino acids. The record is from RefSeq and is a predicted model, not a curated record.
UGUGCGUUUUUCGAAAUCACAAACGGACAAUAGACACUGUUUUGUUUAUGUGUAAAGAUCAGAGACGCUCCCCAAUAUUCGGCGUAGUGGUGGCGAGUAUAAAACCAUAAGCGACUCAUACGGAUCAUUACAGAGCCGCACGCAUCUGCAGCUAUGAGGACAGCGUUAGUGAUACUGUCGUUGGUGGCGGCCAUAGCGGGCGAGGCGCCUUACCAUCUCCCGCGGCCGGGGGUGAACGCACCAGUGUUCAACUACCCUUCAGCGCCUGCUCCUGUGCCUGCACCUGCGCCUGCGCCUGUGCCUCUACUACCUGCACCGCAGUUCCAGCCCCAACAACAGUUCAACCCUAACUCAGGCUACAAUUACCAGGCUCCCCAGCCGCAGUACAUCCAGCCUGCACCCCAGCCUGCACCCCAGCACCACCCCCACCCACCCCCACCUCCUGCCCACCACCACCAUCAUCACCACCACCACCAGGCACCUGCUCCAGUCUACAUUCCGUCACCUGCCCCUCAACCCAUAGUUCGUCCUCAACCACUACCAGUGUUCCAACCUCAGCCACAACCUAUUUACCAUCAGCCCAGUCCCUCUUAUGGAGUGCCUCAGGCAUUUGCACGAGCACCAGUACAACAAGCGCCGUUACCUGUGUUCGCUCCUCAACCGGCACCACAACCUCAAGCACAAGUAAACUCUAUCAGCCAGGUCUACCAGCCUAUUUCAUACUACCAGCAACAGCAACAGCAACAACAACAACAGUACUCACAGCAAGGGUACAAUUACCAGCAGCCUCAGCCACAGUUCCAGCCACAGCCUCAGCCACAGUUCCAGCCACAGCCUCAGCCACAAUUCCAGCCCCAGCCUCUUGCCCUCCAGGCUCAGCCAUUGCUCCAAAAUUCUGCACCUGUGCUGUCCAGCUACCAGGCUGACUCCAACCAGUACAACAUUGGUCAGGAACAAGUACACAGAGACGCUCUGGACUCCGUCGUAGUGAACCGUGUGCAGAAUAUAAUCAAAGAAAAUGAGCACAGUGUUGCCCGUAAUGCUGGAUACCAGUCCUUAGUGGCGGGAGUGUCUCUCGGACAAGCCAAGCCUAGUGUAGAAAUCACUUCCUUCGUCCACACAUCGCCUGCGGUGACUAGCUCUGGACAUAGCGCAGAAUUAUCAUCAUCAUCAUCGAGCUCAUCGAGCUCAUCGUUGGCGUCUUCCGCAGUGUCACUUCCCUCAGUGGACUACGGAGUACCUUCUGCGCCUGCCGCCAUCAGCUCCCAAUCUGCUGAGUCAUCUGCCACAUACAAUUUCUUACCACAGAACAAGCCAGCUAUCGCGUACGGACCACCAAACUAAUUUAGAAUAAGUACCUACGUCAUAGUAUUAUUAUACAAAGAGCUUUGUAAAUAGUCGACAUUUUAAGAAUUUUUGUAAAUAAAAUACAAAAUAAACCCUUUAUUAUUUUUA